AUGGGAAUGGCAGUUGAAGAGUCACAGUUUCAUGUUUUAGCUGUUGAUGAUAGUAUAAUUGACAGAAAGCUCAUUGAGAGGCUGCUCAAAACCUCUUCAUAUCAAGUUACUACCGUAGAUUCUGGUAGCAAAGCUCUGGAGUUUCUGGGUUUGCAUGAAAAUGACCGAAUUACCCCUAAUGAAACUUCUGUUUCUCCGAAACUUCAUCAGGAAGUGGAAGUGAAUCUUGUUAUUACAGACUAUUGUAUGCCUGGGAUGUCUGGCUAUGAUUUGCUCAAGAAAAUUAAGGAAUCAUCAUCUCUGAAGAACAUACCAGUAGUCAUAAUGUCAUCUGAGGAUGUUCCUUCAAGAAUCAGCAGAUGCUUGGAGGAAGGAGCAGAAGAGUUUUUCCUCAAACCAGUGAGAUUAUCAGAUGUAAAUAAGCUCCAUCUGAUGAGAACCAAAUGCUGCAAAAAUAUUCAAAAUCAAGAAACUCAAGAAAAUAAAGAAUCUCCAGAAAUUCAACUACAGACAGCAGCACAAUCCAAUAAUAAUAACAAGAGGAAGGCUAUUGAUGAAGGGAUUUCUCCAGACAGAACAAGGCCUAGAUACAGUGACCUUACUUUGACUCUGACAAGCACAUCACUUUCUCUCUCUACAAAAUAUUCUCCCUCAAGAAAUUCCUUCUUUUGCGACCGAAAGAAGCUUUCUGAAAUCCCAGCGGAAUAUCAGGUGGUAUUGUGGUACGAAAACUAA
This is a messenger RNA of Fraxinus pennsylvanica, 735 nucleotides long. NCBI's taxonomy places the organism in Eukaryota, Viridiplantae, Streptophyta, Magnoliopsida, Lamiales, Oleaceae. The record is from the annotation of a GenBank genome assembly.